Vicia villosa (hairy vetch) is the source of this 2007-nucleotide messenger RNA. Its product is annotated as protein DETOXIFICATION 27-like. Gene Ontology annotation, biological process: xenobiotic detoxification by transmembrane export across the plasma membrane. Lineage: Eukaryota; Viridiplantae; Streptophyta; Magnoliopsida; Fabales; Fabaceae. Gene Ontology annotation, molecular function: antiporter activity; xenobiotic transmembrane transporter activity. The transcript is spliced from 9 exons. The coding region runs from base 151 to 1620 and encodes 489 amino acids. The record is from RefSeq and is a predicted model, not a curated record. Gene Ontology annotation, cellular component: membrane.
CUUGCGUCUAUUUACACUUUAGUAGUAUCUAGAGAGAAACCCCGAAAGGUGGAAGCUUGGUUCCUUCACGAAACUAUGUUGUGGUGGCUAAGUGGUGAGUCAUAGAGUUUUCCCCUCAAGUUCGUUUCUUGCAUUACACAAAUCAAACUUAUGGGAAACAAAAUCCCAAAUGAAUCAGAGCAACAAAACCACCCACUGAUACAGUCAACUCAAUCGUCACAACCACAAUUUCAACCAAACACCAUCUCUUUAUUCCAACAAACAUGUUCCGAAUCAAACAAACUAUGGCACAUUGCUGCCCCUUCCAUCUUCAGCCGUCUCACCAUGUUCUCCAUCACAGUCGUCUCUCAAUCCUUCGCCGGCCAUCUCAACGAUCUCGACCUCGCCGCCAUUUCCAUCGCCUGCACCCUCCUCAUCUCCAUCACUUUCGGCUUCUUGCUUGGAAUGGCGAGUGCUCUUGAGACCCUUUGCGGCCAAGCUUACGGCGCAGGACAAAACCACAUGUUGGGUGUUUAUCUACAACGUUCCUGGGUUGUUCUGUUCUUGUCUUCAAUUUUGUUGCUACCCAUGUUUGUGUUCGCCACGCCUAUGUUGAAGUUCAUAGGACAGCCUGUUGAGGUUGCGGAGCAAGCGGGUUUGGUUGCAAUUUGGUUGAUUCCGUUUCAUUUGAGUUUUCCAUUUCAGUUCACUUUGCAAAGAUUCUUGCAGUGUCAGUUGAAAACCGCGAUUAUAGCAUUGGUUUCAGGAGGAGCACUUGUGAUUCAUGUGAUAUUGAGUUGGGUGUUUGUUUAUAAGAUGAGAAUUGGGAUUGUUGGGAUUGCUCUUACUAUUGAUUUCUCUUGGUGGGUCUCGGUUUUGGGAAUGCUUUGUUAUACGCUAUUUGGUGGGUGUUCAGAUUCGUGGACUGGUUUUUCUGUUGAAGCUUUUGUUGGUCUUUGGGAGUUCUUUAAACUCUCUUUGGCUUCCGGUGUCAUGCUUGCGUUAGAGAAUUUCUAUUACAGAUUGUUGCUUAUAAUGUCUGGUUAUAUGUACAACUCUGAUGUUGCAAUUGACGCUCUUUCGGUUUGCGUAACUGUUUAUGGUUGGGAAUCCAUGAUACCGCUUGGUUUUUUAGCUGCAACCGGGGUACGAGUUGCAAAUGAGCUUGGCGCAGGCAAUGCAAAAGGGGCGAAAUUUGCGACAAUGGUUUCGGUGGUAAAUACAGUAUUGGUGGGUUUCAUAUUUUGGUUGAUAAUUGUGGCCUUUAAUGAGAAGCUUGCUUUGAUCUUUACAUCAAGCUUAUCUGUAAUCCAAAUGGUCCAUGAACUAUCAUUCUUGUUGGCUUUUACCAUUCUUCUUAAUUGCAUUCAACCUGUUCUUUCAGGUGUAGCUGUUGGAUCUGGUCGGCAAGCAGUAGUGGCUUAUAUAAACAUUGGCAGCUACUACUUGGUCGGGAUACCUUUUGGGUUUCUCCUAGGUUGGCUGCUACCGUCCGGCAUUGUUGGUAUGUGGAUUGGAAUGAUGAGCGGAACGGUGGUUCAAACAUUGAUCUUGGCCAUUAUCACGUCGAGAUAUGAUUGGGAAAGAGAGGUACGGAAAGCACAGAUUCUUGUUAAGGACGACGAAACAUCCAACCAAUAACGAAGGGAGCAUGAUGUUGACAUUGGUGUUGCUAGUACUUUUGACUUUUCCAUAGCAAAAAGUUAUUUAGACGGUCAUAACAUUCUCUAGGAGCUUGUUUCAGACCAUGCAACACCUUCUUGAGCUUGAAAACAUGGUUUCGAAAGGUACGGUUGAUAAAUCCAAGAGGUUGAUCAACAAAUACCUCCUCUUGGAAGUUUCCGUUUAGAAAUUCACUCUUUACAUCCAUUUGGAAAUUUCCGUUUAGAAAUUCACUCUUUACAUCCAUUUGGAAUAGUUUGAAAUUCAUAAUGCAUGAGAAAGUUAAUGACAUUAUUAUGGCAUCUAAUCUAGCCACAUGGGCAUAGAAUUCAUUAAAAUCUAUUCUCUCCUGUUAAUUAUGGGCCA